CAGUGCAAUUAAUCCAUGAACUUCAUAAACAUUCGCCCUGUGAAGUGAUUCGUUGUGGUCGUAUGAUGUUCAAUAAAUGUUGUAUGUAGCCUAAUUUUGAUUAAAUAAUAAGACUUCCCCAACCAUGACUACUGAAGAAAAAUUUAAUGCCGCCGUGAAUGUUAUUAGGAGUUUACCAAAAAAUGGAUCAUAUCAGCCCAGCAAUGAAUUGAUGCUGAGGUUCUAUGGCUAUUUCAAACAGGCCACACAAGGACCGUGCAGCGGUUCGCGGCCCGGAUUCUGGGAUGUUGUGGGUAGAGCCAAAUAUGAUGCCUGGAAAAAAUUGGGUGAUAUGUCGAAAAAUGAAGCGAUGUCAAGAUACGUGGAUGAACUGCACACUAUUGUCGAGACCAUGAGUUAUUCUGAUAAAGUUGCCAACUUCUUGGAGGCCCCCACUGACGAACUGAGUUCCGUUAAUAUGGACGACUUGGAACUAAUCGCUGGCGACGUGAUGGAACGUGUACGAUCGCAGCCUAACUCUCCUUUCGCUUCUCGUGAAGCUUCGCCGACGAGAUUGGGUUCUAGUUUGGACGCAUCUCCAUCAGUUUCACCUAGCAUUCCAAUAGAUGAAGAUUCGGACCACAGCGAUGAAGAAUAUAUUGACACAAUUGAGAAUCCGGAACCUAGACGAUACUUACCUAAUGGCAUCCCAUACGCGGAUGGACUUUCCAAUGGUUACGUAAAUCAUAUUUCGAGGACUAGGACAAAAUCACAGAGCAAUGUAGAUAUAUCCCAGGAAAUAUCUAAAGCCGUACAAAGUUUAAAACAUGAUAUUGAAAGGCUUACAACUAAAAUAAAUCAUUUGGAAAAUAAAAGUGUCCAUGUGUCAUUGCAAAAACGAAAAGGAGUCUUUGGAAAUAUGUCUUUUCAGUUGAUUUCAUUUAUGAUUAUUUGGCCAUUUAUUGCAACAUUUAUUAUGAACAGAUAUUUAAUUAAGAGGAAGUAAUGCAUCUAGCAGGAAUUUUAUUGGUGUCAAGUAUAAAUGUUUGGUUUUAUUUGUUUUAUUGUUAUGUAUAUAUAGAUUUUUAUAUUAUAUGGUUUGGAAAUAAUAAAAAUGUUACAGAUUUUUUUAUCAAUUAUUAUUGUGUCUUACUAUUUCUAAUGUAAUAAAAAACACAUGUAUAAGA
Aethina tumida (small hive beetle) is the source of this 1166-nucleotide messenger RNA. Its product is annotated as acyl-CoA-binding domain-containing protein 5. The transcript has 5 exons. Gene Ontology annotation, biological process: fatty acid metabolic process. Gene Ontology annotation, molecular function: fatty-acyl-CoA binding. The record is from RefSeq and is a predicted model, not a curated record. Bases 125 to 985 code for a protein of 286 amino acids. NCBI's taxonomy places the organism in Eukaryota, Metazoa, Arthropoda, Insecta, Coleoptera, Nitidulidae.